Racocetra fulgida is the source of this 393-nucleotide messenger RNA. NCBI's taxonomy places the organism in Eukaryota, Fungi, Glomeromycota, Glomeromycetes, Diversisporales, Gigasporaceae. The record is from the annotation of a GenBank genome assembly.
AUGGGGUCUUCGCUUACUCUUUCUGCUUGGGAAUAUGUAGUCAAUGAACUUGUUCGUGUACUGAAACCAGGUGGAUACAUCGAAAUUUGUGAAUUUGAUCAUUACUGGGUGAACGAAGGUCCAAAAGCAAGAACGGCUUUACAAGGAAACGAUCAAUUAUCAGAUCUUCAUCAAGAGAAAAAAAUGAUCCCUCUAGGUGGUUGGGGAGGAAAAUUAGGCGAAAUAUUUUUAGAAAAUAUAAAGUGGUAUGCGAGAAAUUUAGAUAAGGCUGUCGAUUCCCUCGGUAUGAGUAACGAAAAAUAUAAUGGCUUAGUUAAUUCUGCUAUAACAGAAAUAGAAUCAAAAGGAAAUGUUUAUGAUACAAUUCAUAGAUUUUGGGCAAAGAAAUUGUAG